AUGCAGAUCCGCUCGUCGGCCCACGCCCAUCACCGCCCCGCCCCCCCACCUUUGCCACCGCCCCUCCAACUCUCUACCCUUACAUCCUCUAAUACCCACGCUCACAUAAACCAACAACCAUGGCCACUAUUGACGCUCUGUUGA
Chondrus crispus (carragheen) is the source of this 144-nucleotide messenger RNA. RefSeq lists its product as hypothetical. Lineage: Eukaryota; Rhodophyta; Florideophyceae; Gigartinales; Gigartinaceae. The record is from RefSeq and is a predicted model, not a curated record. The coding region runs from base 1 to 144 and encodes 47 amino acids. The transcript has a single exon.